Molecule: messenger RNA, 390 nt
Organism: Strongylus vulgaris
Lineage: Eukaryota; Metazoa; Nematoda; Chromadorea; Rhabditida; Strongylidae
Source: the annotation of a GenBank genome assembly
AUGAGUGCUAAAUUUUUCGUCACCUUUGCUUCUGGCGCCUCCGGGCUUGUGAUCGUUGUUAGUUUAAUUUGUGUUGGAAUGCUUUUCCAAGACAUCAACAACCUCUACGAUGAUGUAAUGGAUGACAUGCAAGAGUUCAAGAUGCUUGCCAAUGAGGCCUGGAAAGAAAUGGUCGUCCCAUCCAAGGAUGUCGAUAUUUUCGGACGUAAGAAACGUUUUGCUCCAGAAUGCAAUUGCGGACCUCAGCCCAACGACUGCCCACCCGGACCGCCCGGACCACGUGGAGAACAGGGACCGCCAGGAGAGGAUGGACCGGAUGGACCUCCUGGAGCGCCAGGGCUUCCCGGAGGCUCCCUGUAUCUACCAAAGGAUGAGGGCUGCGUCAAGUGC